This is a messenger RNA of Adineta steineri, 360 nucleotides long. NCBI's taxonomy places the organism in Eukaryota, Metazoa, Rotifera, Eurotatoria, Adinetida, Adinetidae. The record is from the annotation of a GenBank genome assembly.
AUGCACUUCAAUUCUCGUCUUCAGUUUUAUUUUGUAACUUAUCUUUUCUUUUUUUUAACAUUAUCUGUUCAUUCAAUAAUAGUUGUUAACUUAUGGAAUGCAUGUCUUGAUGUAUCUGUGGAAAAAAAUGUAUUUCCAAUAUCAUUAAUACAAUCAUCGGACUACUAUCAAUUAUGUCCAUCUCAAGAACAACAUUGGCGUCGAUUUGGUUCAUCAGAAUUUCGUAUGCAUAUCUUACGAACAAGUGAACCAUUAGUUGAUAAACAUAUUUCAUUACAACAUAAUGGUUAUGUUCAUUUUCAUAAUGAAACAAGAACAACAGUUGCAAGAUGGUAUGGAGCAGAUCAUGAAGAACUUUAA